Messenger RNA from Dipodomys ordii (Ord's kangaroo rat), 1518 nucleotides. Its product is annotated as golgin subfamily A member 2-like. Gene Ontology annotation, cellular component: Golgi cisterna membrane; Golgi cis cisterna; Golgi apparatus. Gene Ontology annotation, biological process: Golgi organization; spindle assembly. The annotation marks the transcript as partial. Lineage: Eukaryota; Metazoa; Chordata; Mammalia; Rodentia; Heteromyidae. The transcript is spliced from 2 exons. The record is from RefSeq and is a predicted model, not a curated record.
AUGUCUGAAAUAAGACUCCAUGAGAGAGCUGCAGGCAAGAAACUACUGCCAGAACACCGGCAGAAAAAUCCUCCCAUCAGACCUGCAACAUUCAAGAAAACAAAGAACACAGAAAAGGGAGGGAUCCCCAAGCCAAACACCACUGGGGAGUGUGAUUCAAGUCUGGGCAAAGGUGAUGCUUACCACGGGGCUCCCCUGCCUUUGGAAAAAGUCACAGCCACCAGAGUCCAGAGAAUCAAGGAUCCCAAUCCCACCAAGGAUGUGCAGAGGUGCUAUCCACCCAAGGUGCCUGCCCUGGACCGCAGCAAAAGAAGAAACGAGGUGCACUGUGCCAAGAUCCACCCAUUGAAGCAUGAAAAGUCAGACCUGCGGGAUCGACGGGAGAAAGAGAGGGAGAAGAUAUGCCAGGUGCAUGAAGCACUGAAAACAGACCUAGAGAUCCACAAGCCACCCAUACAGAGGUUGGAUUUGGCAGAAAGCAAUUUACAAUGUGCACCAGCCUACAUGCAGCAGGUAGCCAAUGACAGAGAAAUGGAGCAUGAAGCUCUCACCAGCCGCCCACAGGCUGCAGAGCGGCGCGUGGUGGAGCUGGAGAUGGCGGCUUCUGCGGUCACUGCAGCACAGAAGGAGGCUGAAAUGUUCUUCAAACAGCUGAAUGAUGUAACACUUCAGCUCGAGGAAAAGACCAGAAGCUUCAAUGACCUGGAACAAGUGAAUACAGAGUUGCAGGAGAAGCUGGAAGCACUCUGGACCCAGAGAAACAACAUGAAGAAGAGAAUCUGCAAGUUCCAACAAGCCCUGGCAGGGCGUGAGGUCCUGAAGAGACGACUGGACAAUCUGAGGUGGAUAGUGACCGCAGCAAAUCUUGAAAGAGACACCUUCGCAGAGGACCUGAGCAUUGAGAGGUCCGCAUGGAAGGAAGAGGCCCAGCAGCUGACCCAGAGGGUGAACCAACUGACAGAGGAGAAGGAGCAAGUGUCAAGGCAGGUGCUAGCCCUACAGAAUGAGCUGGGCGAACUGAGAAGGAAGCGGGCAGAGUCAAGGCCCCCCACACGACCGUCUCUGGCCGAAUGGCAGCUGCAGGCCCAGGCCUACAGUACACAGAUGGAGUUAAAAAACCUGAAGGAACAACUUCACAUCCAGGUCCAGGAAAACCAGAGGCUCCGUCUCCAGAAUGUGGAGCAACAGGAGCAACUGCGGAGACUGGAGGAGAAGGCCAAGGAUCAGCAGGAGAUCCCAGAGAUCCCAGGAUUCACAUGUGUGUGUGACCCACAGCCAGAGGAACAGUUGGCCCUGCUGCAGGACUCUCUCCACAGGGUGAGCGGUGAGAAGGAGGGGCUCACCAGCAUCCUGAACUCUGAGCUGCAGGAGCUCAGAGCCACCUGUGAUCUGCACAUCACUUCCAAUGAGCGGCUGAGCUCCGAGAAGGACGCCCUGCAGCAGCACCUGCAGAGGCAGACCCAGCUGCAGGAGCAGUUGAAGCAAGUGCAGGCCCCGACCAACUGGGGGGACCCGGAG